CACAUCUGCAAGGCUGCAGGGUUUCUGGAGCUGUCUGCUUGAUUCACUGUGCUCUCCUCUAAGGCUGCAGGGGAAUCUGGAGCUCGUUGCUGGAAAUCAGAGGGUGAACCCAGCUUUCCCCAGAGAGACUUCCUGAGAGGACCCAGUAGGUCUCAACAUGCAUUGGCUGCGGAAGCUUCGGGGACUUUGCACACUAUGGGGUACUCAGACAUCCAGCUGUACUCCCCACAUCAUGACGAGGCAAGUGGCAUCUGUGCAGUGGGGCCGCCAGGAAGUUCCUGCCAAGUUUAACUUUGCUAGAGAUGUGAUGGAUCACUGGGCCGACAUGGAGACGGCUGGCAUGCGACCCCCAAGCCCAGCCCUGUGGUGGGUGAAUGACAAAGGGGAGGAAGUGAAGUGGAACUUCAGAGAACUGAGUGAAAUCAGCCAGCAGGCAUCCAACGUCCUCUCGGUGGCCUGUGGCCUGCAGCGUGGGGACUGCGUGGCAGUUGUGCUGCCCCGUGUACCUGAGUGGUGGCUGGUGAUCCUGGGCUGCAUUCGAGCAGGCCUCAUCUUCACACCUGGGACUGUCCAAAUGAAAUCUGCUGACAUACUCUAUAGGCUGCAGUCAUCUAAGGCCAAGGCCAUUGUGGCUGGAGAUGAAGUCACCCAAGAAGUGGACAUGAUAGCACCUAAAUGUCCUUCUCUGGAAAUUAAGCUCCUGGUGUCUGAGAAAAGCCGGGAUGGGUGGCUGAACUUCAAGACACUACUAAAAGAGGCAUCCACCACUCAUCGCUGUGUGGACACUGGGAGCCAGGAAGCCCUUGCCUUUUAUUUCACUAGUGGGACCAGUGGCCCUCCCAAGAUGGCAGAACACUCCCACGCGAGCCUGGGCCUCAAGGGCAAGAUGGAUGCUGGGUUUUGGACAGGUCUUCAAACCUCUGAAAUAAUGUGGACUGUAUCAGAUACAGCGUGGAUACUGAACAUCCUAGGCUCAUUUCUGGAACCGUGGUCAUUAGGAGCAUGCUCAUUUAUCCAUCACUUGCCUAAAUUUGACCCAGUGGUCAUUCUAAAAGUGCUAUCCAGCUACCCAAUCAACAGCCUGUUUUGUGCCCCCAUAGUGUUCCGGAUGUUGCUACAACAGGACCUUUCCAGUUAUAAGUUCCCACACCUGAAGACUUGCUUCAGUGCAGGGGAAAGUCAUCUUCCGGGAACUCUGGAGAAGUGGAAGGCUCAGACAGGACUGGACAUCCGAGAAUGCUAUGGCCAGACAGAAACGGGGCUUGUGUGCAGAGUUUCCAAGACAAUGAAGGUCAGACCUGGCUACAUGGGAACACCAUUUCCCCACUAUGACAUGCAGAUCAUAGAUGAAAAGGGCAAUGUCCUGCCCCCUGGCACCGAAGGAGACAUAGGCCUCAGGGUCAAACCCAUCAAGCCCAUAGGCAUCUUUUCUGGCUAUGUGAACAAUCCCCAGAAGGUAGCAGACAACAUUCGAGGAGAUUUCUGGCUCAUGGGAGACCGAGGAACUAAGGAUCAAGAUGGCUAUUUCCAGUUCAUGGGGCGGGCAGAUGAUAUCAUUAACUCCAGUGGGUACCGGAUUGGGCCAUCAGAGGUAGAGAGUGCAUUGAUGGAGCACCCCGCUGUGGCUGAGACGGCUGUAGUCAGCAGUCCAGACCCUGUCCGAGGAGAGGUGGUAAAGGCAUUCGUGGUCCUGGCCCCAGAGUUCCUGUCCCAUGACCGAGACCAGCUCACCAAGGAGCUACAGCAGCAUGUGAAGUCAGUGACAGCCCCAUACAAAUACCCAAGGAAGAUGGAGUUUGUCUUGGACCUGCCCAAGACUAUCACAGGAAAAAUUGAGCGAGCCAAGCUUCGAAUAAAGGAGUGGAAGAUGUCUGGGCAAUCCCGGGCCCAAUGAGACUCCCAGGGGGCUCUCACUUGGAUUCCCCUCUUCUUUCUAUUUUUCUUUCUUUUGGGGGCCCUGGACUUCCUGUGAAGAUAUGAGAUUCUUUAUGAAAAGGCUCAUAUGUAACUUUUGUCUUUCCUUGGUUAUUAGCACAAAACAUGGCCAUGUUAGAUGUGAAAGAAGAGAGGGAGGGAAGGACAGACAGAAACGGUGAAAGUAACAGAGAAAGAGGAAAGAAAAAUAAGUCAGAAAAAGAUUAAAAUAGCAAAGAAAAGUAAUCAAAAAAGAAAUAGAGUAGGGAGGCAGGGAAAGGAGAGAAGGAGGAAGAAGAAAAGUGGAACAAAGAGG
This is a messenger RNA of Nycticebus coucang (slow loris), 2230 nucleotides long. RefSeq names its product acyl-CoA synthetase medium chain family member 2A (gene ACSM2A). Gene Ontology annotation, biological process: acyl-CoA metabolic process; fatty acid biosynthetic process. The transcript has 14 exons. Lineage: Eukaryota; Metazoa; Chordata; Mammalia; Primates; Lorisidae. The record is from RefSeq and is a predicted model, not a curated record. Gene Ontology annotation, molecular function: fatty acid ligase activity; fatty-acyl-CoA synthase activity. Gene Ontology annotation, cellular component: mitochondrial matrix. Bases 158 to 1894 code for a protein of 578 amino acids.